Rhinopithecus roxellana (golden snub-nosed monkey) is the source of this 2271-nucleotide messenger RNA. It is a transcript of the gene NSUN6, whose product is annotated as NOP2/Sun RNA methyltransferase 6. The transcript is spliced from 11 exons. NCBI's taxonomy places the organism in Eukaryota, Metazoa, Chordata, Mammalia, Primates, Cercopithecidae. Gene Ontology annotation, biological process: RNA methylation. Gene Ontology annotation, molecular function: RNA binding; methyltransferase activity. The record is from RefSeq and is a predicted model, not a curated record. Bases 822 to 2231 code for a protein of 469 amino acids.
AAAGGUAAAAUCAUUUCAUGAACUCAAACGGUGGUGAUGCGCCCAAAUUCUGGCCUCAUCCUUUAAUUGGAGGACAUCCCGCAGGACAGCAACUGGGCUCUGCCUUUUUUCAGGCAGCAACAUCUUCCAUUCAACCCACACCAUUUGACAGUUCCCCACUGCCCCUGGCACCCAGCCCUCCGGUACCAGGAACUAAAUAUCCUUGUCCAUUCCGCCAGCGGCCACUGCCUACGUAACCCGAGGCAGGUGAAAGCGCCUCACGCUGAGUUAGGAACCUCCGGGGGCGGGGCGUGGCGUGGCGUGGCGUGGCGUAGCGUAGCGUAGCGUUGGGGGAAACUUGGGCCUGCGGAUUGGGGUACCGGAAAGGGAGGGGUGGACCGCAGGCGCCGGACGUGACGUAAGCCGGAAGCGACUUUCCGCCGAGAAAUAGGGGCGCGUAUUUGGAAAUUGAUAGAAAAGAUAAUGCGAGCGAGCUGCUGUCAGCCUGGCCUAGUGAUCUGCUUCCGUUUCACCACAGAUUCAGUUAUUAAGCAUUUUUUUCUUUUUUUGGUUCUUUGCAACGUGAGCGGCAUUGGCUCAGUGAUUUCCGUGAGCAUCUCCACGAGAAAACAUUGCCUGGAUGAGGUGCGGUGGAAGCCAGGCAGCCCCUUCUAAUAGGCUAGGCUUGAGAAAGCGUGUACCUCUGCAUUUCCGAAAUUAACUCAGCGUGAUCGGCAAGAUUUUCCGGAGCAUCUGGUGUCAAGACACUCAUCACUAUUAAUUCGGAAAGAAAACACCGUUUUCCAGCAUUUCUUUUGGUGGAGAACUAAGCAACAGGAAAAAUGUCUAUUUUCCCUAAGAUAUCUUUGAGACCCGAGGUUGAAAACUAUCUUAAGGAAGGCUUUAUGAAUAAGGAGAUUGUGACGGCUUUAGGUAAACAAGAAGCAGAAAGGAAGUUUGAAACUUUGUUAAAACACCUGUCACAUCCUCCGUCGUUCACAACUGUCAGAGUGAAUACACAUUUAGCCUCAGUACAACAUGUGAAAAAUCUGUUACUUGAUGAACUUCAGAAGCAGUUUAACGGAUUAAGUGUUCCUAUUCUUCAACAUCCAGACCUUCAGGAUGUCUUACUUAUUCCUGUUAUUGGACCCAGGAAGAAUAUUAAAAAACAGCAGUGUGAAGCCAUUGUUGGAGCCCAGUGUGGCAAUGCAGUUUUAAGAGGAGCCCAUGUCUAUGCCCCAGGAAUUGUGUCAGCAUCAAAGUUUAUGAAAGCUGGAGAUGUUAUUUCUGUAUACUCUGAUAUUAAAGGAAAAUGUAAGAAAGGAGCCAGAGAAUUUGAUGGAACAAAAGUAUUUCUUGGAAAUGGGAUUUCUGAACUAAGCCGCAAGGAAAUCUUCAAUGGAUUACCUGAACUGAAAGGCAUGGGCAUAAGAAUGACAGAACCAGUAUAUCUCAGCCCUUCAUUUGACAAUGUACUGCCCCGUUACUUAUUUUUACAAAAUUUGCCAUCUGCCUUAGUAACUCAUGUACUAAAUCCUCAACCUGGAGAGAAGAUUCUAGACUUGUGUGCAGCACCUGGAGGGAAAACAACACACAUUGCAGCACUAAUGCAUGAUCAGGGAGAAGUUAUAGCACUGGAUAAAAUCUUCAGCAAAGUAGAAAAAAUAAAGCAGAAUGCCUUAUUGUUAGGGCUGAAUUCCAUCAGGGCAUUUUGUUUUGAUGGAACAAAGGCAGUUAAACUUGAUAUGGUGGAGGACACAGAAGGGGAACCUCCAUUUCUACCAGAAUCCUUUGACCGAAUUCUUCUGGAUGCACCCUGUAGUGGAAUGGGACAGAGACCAAAUAUGGCCUGUACUUGGUCUUUGAAGGAAUUGGCAUCAUAUCAGCCAUUACAGCGAAAACUCUUCACUGCAGCAGUUCAGCUGCUGAAGCCAGAGGGUGUGCUGGUGUAUAGCACAUGCACUAUAACACUGGCCGAAAAUGAAGAACAAGUUGCCUGGGCCCUGACAAAAUUUCCUUGCCUUCAGCUUCAGCCCCAGGAACCGCAGAUUGGAGGAGAAGGAAUGAGGGGAGCUGGCCUCUCAUGUGAACAAUUGAAACAGCUGCAGCGAUUUGAUCCAUCAGCUGUGCCAUUACCGGACACUGACAUGGACUCUCUCAGAGAGGCCAGAAGAGAAGACAUGUUGCAUCUGGCUAAUAAGGACUCUAUAGGUUUUUUUAUUGCAAAAUUUGUAAAAUGCAAAAGCACAUAGGAGAGGAUGGAUGCUCAGAAAUGAAAAUUCCAAACAUUUG